AAAUUUCCAGUUGCUUAUAUCAACAAAUUAUAGAACACUUGCAGAUUCAUUGAACGUUGGACCAAAAUGCCAAACAAAUACAAUAUAGAAGUUAAAGAGGAGCUUGAUAAUAGCGGCUUGUUCGAGCUAAUGGAAAGUAACGGAUCGUCGGACAUGUGGGAAUCGAAUAAUUUAACACCACCCUCGUGGAUGAAGGGCCUCACUCAGGAUGAUAUAAAUGCCAUGUAUCAACUUGGAGCGUUAUCGAAGAAUGGAUUGCUGGCGGAAAUCAAGAAAAUAUUUGACCAAGCGUACAACAUCGGGCUGCAGGAGGCAAAAGAAAUCACGAAAGGGAAAAAUUUGGAGAUUUUCUCCAAUUUAACCCGACGGAAGUAACUUAUUUGAUGUGAUUUUUUUUGCUUGCUUAUUCACGGUCGUAUAGAAUUAUAUGGUAGUUCUUUAUCAAUACAAAGAUAUACAAGCAAUAUUAGAUGGAUUUUCGAAAUAAAAUAUUACCGCUUAAACAAU
Molecule: messenger RNA, 507 nt
Organism: Anopheles moucheti
Lineage: Eukaryota; Metazoa; Arthropoda; Insecta; Diptera; Culicidae
Gene: lin-52
Product: protein lin-52 homolog
Exons: 5
Coding region: 67-375 (102 amino acids)
Biological process (GO): regulation of DNA-templated transcription
Cellular component (GO): DRM complex
Source: RefSeq, a predicted model, not a curated record